AUGAUCUAUGCGGCUCUUGCGUUCUCUAUCAUCUUCGGAUUAUUCCAUGAAUUCUGUGGAGGAUGGUUUACGAACGAUAUUCUUGCAUUUUCAUCUAUUUACAUAGCGUGCUCAAGAAUACAGGCUGUGAGCUAUCAGACGGGCGUAAUAUUAUUAGUGGGAAUGGCGCUGUUUGAUUUGUUCUGGCUCUAUGUUAUAGAUUUAUUGAGUGAGUACAAAAAUUCUAUUUUUUUCUGUUUUUCUUAA
Molecule: messenger RNA, 246 nt
Organism: Cylicostephanus goldi
Lineage: Eukaryota; Metazoa; Nematoda; Chromadorea; Rhabditida; Strongylidae
Source: the annotation of a GenBank genome assembly